Macrobrachium nipponense is the source of this 1424-nucleotide messenger RNA. RefSeq lists its product as uncharacterized. The record is from RefSeq and is a predicted model, not a curated record. Gene Ontology annotation, cellular component: endoplasmic reticulum membrane. NCBI's taxonomy places the organism in Eukaryota, Metazoa, Arthropoda, Malacostraca, Decapoda, Palaemonidae. Bases 156 to 1424 code for a protein of 422 amino acids. Gene Ontology annotation, molecular function: ubiquitin protein ligase activity; ubiquitin conjugating enzyme binding. Gene Ontology annotation, biological process: positive regulation of proteasomal ubiquitin-dependent protein catabolic process; protein polyubiquitination; serotonin metabolic process. The transcript is spliced from 9 exons.
AGAAGAAGCUCAAGCAAACACAAACAAAGGAGGAAUAAAAGAAGCAAGGGAGCCGUUUCAAAGACAUAUCCCACCCAGUACUACUACUACUACUUCUCUCGAUGUGCUAGGCUAACCUAUAUUUUUUCCAACUGCAUAGUACUACUACUCCUAGAAUGAUGGAUGAAGAUACAGUUCGUUGUAGGAAAUGUCGCAAAGUACUUCUUGCUGAUCUUGAAGGUCUUCAAAAUGCCCAUGGCCAAAAACACCAAGGAGGUAAAGCGGGAACUGAGAGCACAGAGUGUACGCUGUUGAGUGAAAAAAGUUGUCUUUACAUUUCAGAGGAUUCAUAUCCACAGUUCGUAACAGAUGCCCUAGACAUGUCAUCUUGGACAAAGGGUAAACUCAACUGUCCUGGUUGCCAAGCUCGAAUAGGUUCAUUUAAUUACAUAUCAGGGAGUCACUGUACUUGUGGUAAUAAUAUUGUUCCUCAAGUUCAUCUACUGGUAUCUAAGGUUGAUGUUAGGCAGGCCAGGGAGGCCCUACCCAGUCCCAUAUCAUACCCUGACUGCCCAGUAGCUCUCACUGAUGCAGAUAUUAAAACUUUCCCACUAAUAGGAGCUUCAAAACAAGUAUCUAUCAGUGAGUGUGAUUCUAAUGCCUCCACACCAUCUCCAGUUCUUCACCAACUCUGUGAUGAAGAAACCCCUAGCACAGCUUCAGACCCAGAUGAUAUGCAACUAAGGGAAAGCAUUGAAAGCAUACCCUUCCCAUCAUCUGCUGCUCAUCAAAAUGAGUCAACAAGAAAGAAAAUUCGGAGACUGGCAAGGCACAGGGAAGUGCAGAAACAGACCACAAGUACUGAAAGUGACCUUCAAUUAUUACAGUCUAGUAGUAAAUCCUCUAACUUUUGUGCGUUAGCACCAUCUGACAAGGAGACUUCAGAUGACGAUGAAAGAACCAAAUGGUUUGAGGACAUUCCCCCACACCUCACUUGUUCAAUUUGGCAGCUGAAGUCCGUGAAAAAUUUCUUGACUUGCAUCAAGAAAGACACAAAUUUGAACAAACACAUAACAUACAACAUAUUCCUCUACCCUGGAUUAGAAAUUUCAGGUGGUUUCAGUCUAGUUGACCAUAGUUAUGCUGCUUCAUUCACCAAACUGGUAGAUAACAUACUAGUUUAUAUGGCUGGGUGGGUAGUGAGGAAAGUUAUGACAAAACUUUCCUGUGAUGUCUGCCGUGCUUGCAUUGUAAGCGAAGCUUUACCAUCCACCAAUGAUGAAAGUUACCAUCUUCUGCAAAUAAAGAAUAGGGGUGAUUUUGUCAUACCCUCUGCAGGUACAGUCAAAGUUGUUCGUGUGGCAGAGAAAUGCAUUCGUCAAGGUCCUAGUGUCACAUCUGCUGCCCACUCUGUCACACUGUUGCAAGUCUUCAGAGCUGUUUGA